This is a messenger RNA of Carassius carassius (crucian carp), 1923 nucleotides long. RefSeq names its product cytochrome P450 2B19-like. Gene Ontology annotation, molecular function: iron ion binding; oxidoreductase activity, acting on paired donors, with incorporation or reduction of molecular oxygen, reduced flavin or flavoprotein as one donor, and incorporation of one atom of oxygen; heme binding. Lineage: Eukaryota; Metazoa; Chordata; Actinopteri; Cypriniformes; Cyprinidae. The transcript has 9 exons. Gene Ontology annotation, cellular component: intracellular membrane-bounded organelle; cytoplasm. The coding region runs from base 135 to 1811 and encodes 558 amino acids. Gene Ontology annotation, biological process: xenobiotic metabolic process. The record is from RefSeq and is a predicted model, not a curated record.
ACUUUUGAUGAAUUUCCUCAGGGAAAAGGAAUUUAAAUGGGAAGAGGAUGUGUGUUCCUUCCUUUGUUAGUAGCUGCUUAAACCUUCUGCUUUGAUUGUCCAUAGAUUAUACAGCCUAGUAGUUCCAGGUUUUUAUGCUUAACAUCGGCUAUUGGGCUGUAUGCAUUCAUCAUAUCAGUAUCAACAACACAACUGAAAGGGUUAACUGCAAGUCCAACUCUUCCAAUGUCUCCACCCUCUUCCGUUUUUGCUUUUAUAAAGCUCACCAGUCUUUGUUGCUCUUGUGUUUGUCUUGGAAUGAAUCUGUCAUCAUGUGGACUACUCUAAUGAAGUUAGACCUGACCUCUGUUUGCCUGGCUCUGUUUCUGGGCUUGAUCUUUAUGGUUCUGUUUGAGAUCAUUAGGAUUAAUUCACGCAGAGGUCAAAUUCCUCCUGGUCCCAGACCUCUGCCUUUUGUGGGAGUGUUACCACAGUUGAUAAAGAAGCCCAUGGAGUUCAUAAGAUCUGUGUCACAAUAUGGAGAGAUCUCUACUAUCUAUAUCGGAAGGAAGCCAACAAUAUUCCUAAAUACAAUCCAGGUCACUAAGGAAGCAUUGGUUCAGGAAGCCUUUUCUGGAAGACCAUCUUUGCCUCUUUUUGAAUGGAUAACUAACGGACUUGGUAUUAUAAUGGUCACGUUUGGUCACUCCUGGAGACAGCAGAGACGCUUUGCUCUGCACACACUCAGGAAUUUUGGCCUGGGGAAGAAAUCAGUAGAAGAUCGUGUGUUAGAGGAAAGCCGUUAUUUGAUUACUGAAAUGCUUAAAGCAGAAGGCAAGCCUAUGGACCCACAGCAUGACAUACAGAAUGCGGUUUCUAACAUUAUCUGCUCCAUCGUGUUUGGAGAUCGCUUCGACUAUGAUAACAAACGCUUCUCAUACCUUCUGAAAAUCUUGAAUGAAAACUUCAUGCUUGCAGGGUCAGCUGCAGGACAGAUUUUCAACUUAGUCCCCUUCAUCAAGCAUUUACCUGGACCACACCAAAAGGUCAUGAAGAACGCCACUGAGCUAUUGGGUUUCAUCCGGAAUGAAGUAAGAGAACACAAAGAAACUCUGGAUCCAGACAACCCUCGAGACUUCAUUGAUGCCUACCUGCUGGAGAUCGAGAAACAAACGUCAAAUGAGGGUUCCACGUUUCAUGAGGAGAACAUGGUUAUGUCAACAGCUGACCUUUUUCUGGCUGGAACCGACACCACAAUGACCACCAUCAGAUGGGGGCUCCUCUUCUUGAUUCAAAACCCAGAUGUACAAGAGCGAUGUCAUGAGGAGAUUGUUCGGGUGCUGGGUUACGACCGCUUGCCCAGCAUGGAUGACCGUGACAAACUACCGUACACAUAUGCCACUGUUCACGAGAUUCAGCGCUGUGCCAACAUUGCACCUCUUGGAGUGACUCAUGAAACGACUCAGCCAACAAAACUACGAGGAUACGACAUUCCCAAGGGAACUAUGAUCAUGACAAACUUAGCAGCAAUUCUCAGUGAUAAGGAGCACUGGAAGCAUCCGGACGCCUUUAACCCGGAGAAUUUCUUGGAUGAGAAUGGGAACUUCUUCAAACCAGAGUCUUUCAUCGCCUUCUCAUUGGGUCCGAGGGUCUGUCUCGGGGAGACUCUGGCGAGGACCGAGCUCUUCUUGUACAUCACGUCUCUCCUGCAGCGGAUUCAUUUCUCCUGGCCGCCCGAGGCACAGUCCAUAGACAUGGAUGGGGUCAUGGGUAUCGUCCGCUAUCCUCAGAACUUCAGCAUCAUCUGCCGCAGCAGAGAUACCAAAGAGUGACCAUCAGCAACCCCCAAAACAACAUACAGACAUCAUUAUGCCAUCAUACUUACUGAAGAACAAAGCUGCUGAGACACACAAGAGCAUCUUGGCUCAUCUAAAUCAUGAUGUA